Molecule: messenger RNA, 3435 nt
Organism: Triplophysa rosa
Lineage: Eukaryota; Metazoa; Chordata; Actinopteri; Cypriniformes; Nemacheilidae
Product: oxidation resistance protein 1
Exons: 16
Coding region: 401-2410 (669 amino acids)
Biological process (GO): regulation of transcription by RNA polymerase II; response to oxidative stress
Cellular component (GO): nucleus
Source: RefSeq, a predicted model, not a curated record
UCUAAAUUUAUAAUGAAUAGGCCCGCAGUGCCAUACUGCAGCGAAACAAAUGUAGGUUAAAAAUCAAAACAUAUCGAGUUAUAUUUUAACUAGGAGCACCUGUUGAUGAUUUAGAAUUAAAUAAAAAGUAUCAGUUGUGGAUUGUGUGCUCUUACCUGGUGAAUGUUGACUGACAGAUUCACUGCAGUAGCAUCAAAACACAUGACAGCGCAUCAUGCGGAACGGCCCGAUCAACUGGUCGUUACAUGGGAUUAUUAAAGACCGAGGUGUUGUGUAGAGUGCCGGGAAUACUUAUGAGGAUGGUGAGGGGAAAGAGGAAGAUUUCCAGGUGGGGACACUGAUUUCUGCACUGGUAAGGUGAGGAUCUCUGGCCAGUUCUCAAUCUCAGCAGUGAAACCUCAUGGACCACACAGCUCGGAGAGAUAAGAGCAGAACCAACUACUUUGGGAAUGUUCAGAAUAGACUGGGAUCAAAGCUACCGGCUGGAAUUUCGCAGCCCCCUGGCUUCAUUACUGCGCCAUGUUCCAUUGGCGCUCAGGGUGUGUUGGGGAAGAGUGUUGGGCAGGAGUAUGUCAAAGGACAUCACCAAAUCCGAAACGCCAAACUGAGACAGUACUAUCUAAAGGAGGCAGCAUUUCCUCCUGAAGUUCCAACAACAAAGACUUUGGAGUCAUGCGGAAACAAUAAACAUGGGAUUAAUCCAGAUGCAGCAGUGUAUAGUGAGUCUCCUAUCCUCAACCUCACAGGCCCAAAGUUCCCCAAGAACAAAGCUUCAUCUUCACCGCCAACUGCAAGUCAAGAGCACAGCCUCGAUCCUGCGGUCGACAGCGUCGUUGGGGUAACCCAGGCUCUCGUGUCCCCCUCAACAGAUGCAGAAUAUGACAAGCUGAUGGAUGUGGAGGCGGUGCCUUUACCUGAUGGGAAGGUGUGUCUAUUGGCUCUGCCUUCUGAAUGUUCUCAAGGGGAGGGGCCAGCAGGCAUGUCUUGCCUCAAACUGUUCUCUCGCUAUAUUACAGAUAGAAAGGGUGUGGUGUCUGGAAUAUUGCUGGUGACGUCCAGUAAGAUCUUCUUCGACCCUCAGAAAAGUCACCCGCUCGUGCAGGAGAAUGGCUUUGAAGAUUAUGUGUUCUCCUGCUCUGUGGAUGAUCUCGCUUCUGUGUCUUUCUACACAGACAUCUCUAACAUUCACUUCAACAAGACCACACACAGAUGUAACGGUUGUAAGACAUCCACCCAAAACCAAACCAAGUGCAGCGUCCGUCUGCCUGCGAUAGAUGCCGUUCCCACUCCCGAGCCCUCCACCUUACUCGAUCUGCCUGUGACUCUGGGUAUGAAGGCAGAGAAAGAGGAUGAGGAAGGUAUGGAGACUGGUGACAUGGCUGAAGUUGAGAGACAGCUGACUUUGGAGUCUGGAAGAAUUCUGACGGCUGCUGCCACCUUUUGUUGUGGUGGACCUGAUGGUGAAUAUGAACACAGAAGCAGGAUGGAACAGCAGUCGUGUUUGGAUAAACAGCUGUUAGGUUCCUGUACUGCUACAUCAAGUGCCGGUACAGUUGGAUCUCUAAUGUUUGUGAGAAUUCGACAAAAACAGCAGCAGGGGAAGAGAAAGGCUUUGUUUAAACCUAAAAUCACCUCCAGAGACUCCUGGUUCACAAUGCAGCAGGAAAGUUCAGACAAGCUGUACGCGUACCUGAGCCAGCAUCGGCCAGACCUGUGCAUCCUGGAGGGAGGUGAGGAGGAAGCAGAUAAAGAUGAUGAAGAUUUUGUGCUCCUGGAUGAGGAGGAGCAGGAGGAAGAGGAUGAAUCGCCAAGGGAAGGACGGGCAGGGGAGGACUGGGAGAUGGUGACAGUGGAGGAAAGUGCACCGAAAGCCUCUAUUUCCACUGAACCAGAAGGUCUAAGUCAUAUAUUGAAGCAGAGUGUCAUACUGGAUCCUCAGCAAGUUAGAGAGAUCUCGAAAGAACUGCCUCCACGUACAAUCGGACACACGUGGCAUCUGUCUUACAGCACAGACAAACACGGCGCCAGUCUGAAGACUCUGUACAGGAAACUUAGCACCCCAGACUCACCUGUGCUGAUUCUCAUCAAAGACCACAACCAGCAGGUUUUUGGGAGCUUCCUCUCGCAUCCACUGCAUCCCAGUGAGACUUUUUAUGGCACUGGAGAGACUUUCCUGUUUCUGUCACAUCCUCGCUUUAAGUGUUUCCGCUGGACUGGAGAGAACUCUUUCUUCAUCAAAGGAGAUUUGGACUCUUUUGCCAUUGGUGGAGGAAGCGGUCACUUUGGUCUGUGGGUGGAUGAGAGGUUGUAUUUUGGCAGAAGCAGCCCCUGUUUCACCUUUAGUAACUGCAGCCUGUCUGAGACCAACGACUUUACCAUUCUCGAGCUGGAGGCCUGGACAUUCGGCUGAUUUAACUUGCUGUAAAUAACCCAAAGUGACACGAUUUAAUGGAGAAUAUGGCCAUUAAGAAAAAAGACAACUCUUUAAAACUUGUAAAUGAAGAGACAGAAACAGGAACUUCAGGUUGCAGACUGCGUGAAGAGGGAUUAUUCUGCCUGAAGGUUUAUCAAAGAGAGAUGGAUGAAUGCUCACUGUACUUAUCAUCUCACCGCCACUAUACAGAAGAAAACCUAUUUCAUCUUGUGAUUAAAAUGCGGUGGGUGAAGUCCAGUGUUUUAGGCCACAUUCAUAAUCAACUCAACUGUAUGAAUUCACCUUUCAUCACUGUACGAGAAAUAAUAUCUAAAUUCUAGGACAGUUUGCUAAAUGAGCUGUCGAAAUUCAUGGUACUAGUGAGGUUGACCGUGGCACCGAAGUGCCAUCUGCUGGUAGCAUUGUUUCUAAACAUAAGUUUACAGUAUGAACAUCAUUAUGAGGUCCAUCCUCGAAUAUACAGUAGGACUUGAAAAUGUGACACCCUGUAAAUAGUGUUGAUAAAAGCCUAUCUGCUGUUUGCAAGCAAGUGAUUGGUAUAUUUGGUGUCAUAAACACUGUUUUUGCAUUAUUCUGGGCCAACAGCAGCACUUUUACACAUGGAAAAGUGAGUUAUCACAUUUCUUGUGAGUUAAACCACAACUGAAAUGACUGGGUGGACUACCACACAUAAAAACUCGCAAACACACAAUCCCAGAAUAGCAUGUUUCAUGUCUGACAAACUUAUUUGGCAUCAUCUUAGAAAGCAUAUUUAUACUUUGUGGAUGAGUCCCUGUAGGAUAAUAUACAAUACAUUCUUUACAUAACUCUUAAUACAUUAGUGAUAUUAUUGCACAGUUCACUUAUCAAAAUAAUGGUUCUAAAAACUCAAAAUCUAAAUUAUAGUCAUAGAAGACUAAUGCAAUAUUUAUACAUGUGCUGUCACUGUAAAAUCUGUGUUUACACCUAAAGUGUUAACUCUUGUAACCUGUUCAAAUAUCAGAUCAAUAAAAACAAUAAUU